UUUCAUAUAUUCUGCUGAAUCGUGGUGUGCUCAGCUGCUCUGUGUAAAAAUGGGUGCCUUAAUUUGUAUAGAAACGCUGAUUAUAACGGUAAUCGUGCUGAUACUCUGUGCCGGUUGGCGCUUGUAUGAAAAGCGGAAGUAUUAUAGCAGUGUAACCUCCAAGUUGCCCACACUUUACGGUAUUCCUUUUAUUGGGCAAGCUUAUCAACUUCUUGAUUUAAAUAAAUUGUACCAUAAUAUCAGUCUUAACAUCGAUACCUUUAAACAAUUAACCGGUUGCUUGUGGAUAGCCAAUACGCCGUUCGUCGUUACCGUCGAUCCUGAGGUUGUCAAGCAUGUCACCACCUCGCCUGUAUUCCUCAACAAAGCCACAGAUUUGUAUAAACACUUCCAUAACGGCGUAAUAAAUGGUAUCAUCGUAAGUCCAGCAAAGAAAUGGAAAAUCAAUCGCAAGGCUAUAACCCCAUUCCUCGCACAUAAUAAUAUCAUGGCAUUCUUUACUUAUUUCAAUGAAAAUGCAAUUAAUAUGAAGAACAGACUGACAAAGCUGGCCGGACAAGGGGAACAGGAUAUUUUUACAAUUAUCAAAGAAUGCGGCUUGCAAUUGAGUCUGUUAACCAUUAUGGGCAUGAAGAUGGAAGAAGGUGAUGAGACGCACAGGGAAAUUGUGGAUGCAUUUAAUGUCUUGAUUGAUCUCAUGGCAAAGAACUCCAUAUACAGUUCGGUGGGCCUAGGUUUUCUAUCCAAUACUCCACGAUAUAAAAGGUACCGUGAAUACCUACGAGACUUUGUACGAUCUCUGAUUAAACAAAACCUUUCACGAAAAAAUGAUUCAAAGACCGAAAACAAUUUCGAAGAGGACAAACAAAUGAUGAUUGAUUUAGCGCUGAAGUCCAUGCGUCAGGGAGUAUUCAGCGAAAAAGAUGUGGAAAUCGAGUGUUUCACAAUGAUUGCAGCGUCUUUCGAAACCUCGGUUAGUGCGGCGUACACUUGCCUUAUGACGUUGGCUAUGCAUCCCGAAAUACAAGAACGUGUUUUCCAAGAGAUUCGCUCCGUAUUUCCCGACGGUAUCACAACCGUAGAGUAUGACGACCUAAAGAAUCUUCCAUAUUUGGAUAUGUGCAUAGCGGAUGCAUUACGUUUGGCUCCGCCAAUACCCUACAUUGGACGCGAGGCUAUACAUGACACCGAACUCUGUCCAGGAGUAAAAAUACCUAAAAAUAUGCAAGUAGUUAUACCAAUUUAUGAACUGCAUAGGCGCAAGGAAAUUUGGGGUCCCGACGCACAUCGUUUCAAUCCGGAUAACUUUUUGCCCGAGAACAUUGCAAAGCGGCACCCAAGCUCUUAUAUGCUUUUCUCGAAAGGCGCACGCAACUGUAUAGGCUUUCGUUAUGCUGAAAUUUCGUUACGUAUCAUAUUGCUACAUGCGUUACGCAAUUUAAAAUUAUCGACAACUUUUAAAUUUCAAGACAUCGUUCAUCAGCCAAAAGUUACAUUGAGUUAUAAAGUCGAACCGCCAAUAAGCAUAGAGAUUAGAGCAAACUAGUUUGGACAGAUUGAUAUUAUCGUCCCAUAUUAUUGUAUAUAUGUACAUAUAUAUAGUAUUAUUUGUGAUUCCCUCGGAACUGUAACUAUUAAUUUAAUAUAUGUAUUGUGUAAAUGUGUCGAUUGUUUCUGAGAAAUAAAUUAAAUUUUCAAAAUAUACCACCCUAA
Messenger RNA from Bactrocera neohumeralis, 1713 nucleotides. Its product is annotated as probable cytochrome P450 313a4. Lineage: Eukaryota; Metazoa; Arthropoda; Insecta; Diptera; Tephritidae. Gene Ontology annotation, molecular function: heme binding; iron ion binding; oxidoreductase activity, acting on paired donors, with incorporation or reduction of molecular oxygen. The record is from RefSeq and is a predicted model, not a curated record. The transcript is spliced from 8 exons. Bases 50 to 1546 code for a protein of 498 amino acids.